This is a messenger RNA of Lolium perenne, 3043 nucleotides long. The record is from RefSeq and is a predicted model, not a curated record. NCBI's taxonomy places the organism in Eukaryota, Viridiplantae, Streptophyta, Magnoliopsida, Poales, Poaceae.
UAAAAUUCAAACUGUCCUGGUUACUAGCUAAAAUUCAAAGUGUGAAUAUGCACUACAACUAAAAAAGAGCUUUGAUAACACAAUCAUGGUACACAGACUAAAAUAUGUUACAAGUAAAAUUAAAGUAACACAUCAUAUGUGUGCUAACGACCGAUAGUAACACAAAUCAGAUAAGAUCUGAAACUGUGUUACAGGGAUAUCAAGUCAGUAACAUAUAAUUUUGUGUUCUAGAAAAUGAGUUACAAGUAUAUUGACGGAGUAACAUAUAAAUAUGUGUUCGUGGGAAUGUGUUACAUACUUCAGUCUGAUGCAGGAGGCCCGGAUCUAAGGUUUCCCCGGGAGAAGCCCGAGUGUAUUGGUGAUACAAGCAAAGAUGAUGCCUUCCAUAAGGUAACGAUGUCAGGCGUGGUUUUCACCGGCCGCCACGUCACCCCAUACUCCCUCGUCAUCUACAUGAUCUUCACCGCCGGAGAUCGCUGUGGGAUCCCAAGAUCCCUUGCCCCAGAUCCUGAUGAUGCCACCCACCUCCGAAGAGGAGGGUGUCACCUCCGUCAUUGCCGGGGCCGCUGUACUGGCUCCCAUGUGAUGCGGGCGGAGCAGCCCGUCUUGCUGAGGGUAGGCGCAGCAGACAUGACCGCCUCUAGGCCCCAAGGGCCAAGAUUAGGCCACGCCGCCACUGCCAUUGCCUUGCGUUCCGUCCACGGAUGACACACCACCGCCACCGAAGAAGAGAUCAGGGGCGCCGCCCACCCCCCAUGGUCGCGACCAGCUGGAACCCAGUCGGCUCCAUGUGAUGCUGGCUUUGCGCGAUGACACCUCCGACGGUGGCGAUGGGAGGGAAGGGAGGUGCUAGAGGGGGACCAGAGGGCUGGUGAGGAGGGGCUCCCUCAAGUGGCGCGACGCCGCCACCCGGGGGAGGGUUAGAUCGCAUCGACAAAGGUAUAUGCCUACAUUUGUUUCAUCAAGUUGUUAAUCCUCUAAUAGAGUGCUCAUAAAUGUUUUUUGUCAAACUUUUAUCUACGCAAUUUGAAAGUUGCAGAUAACAAUAUUCACAUACUUCUCCCAAAAUUCCUCAUUGCGUUAUAUAUUUUUAAAAAUUACACCCCGUUUCGGAAGGAUGAGGCCGAUCACCCACGAAUUUAGAAGUAUUUUUUUAACUUUUCAGAUAUCGUUAUUAUGCAAGUUCGAUCAAUAGAUUUAUGGUUUUUCUGACAGAAGAAAAAAUCCUUUUCCCCGCUAGAUUAUUUUGUUUGAGAUAACAAAAACGCGGAGGGAAAAUUUUAUCUCUUCCCGCUAAUUAACACUUUUCCCUCAAUUAAUAGCCUAUAUAUAAGCAGCCCCUCUAAUUAAUCAUUUCUCCUCCGCGUUAAACUAAUCUCCUCCGUAAAUAUCUCAUCUGUACAUCACCGAGUCGCCCACCACGGCGGCGCCGCCCCCAACCACGCCUCUCCCACCAUCGCGCCCGUCGCCUCGGUGCUACACACCACAUCCCUCCCGCAGAGCAGUCCAACACCGUGCGCUCCUCCCAUCAAACUGGGAUCUCCGUUCUCCUCAUCCUGGUUCCUGAAGAUUGCUCCCCGUCGUUUAUUCUCGCCAAAUCCCGGUCACCCUGCUAGCACGUUCACCUCGCUGCUCCCGUAAAUACAUGUAUUUGUUCAAGCCCCUCCACCACGUGGUAAUUCGGAAACCACUAGGUGCUUCCUCUGUUUGAUGCUUGUGUUUGAUCUGGAACAUCUUAGGUAAUUGCAACAUUAAUAACCUACACGAGCACUUGCCCCUCUGUUAUUGGUUAGCGCCUCUGUUCUUGUUGCCGUGAGAGUUCCUUACACUGGAUGAAAAAAAUGCUGCAAUGAAAAAUACUUCGUUAUAGUUGCUCCUUGUUAUGCAAUAAGAAAAGGCUUCACACUUUUUGUUACUUUGCAAAAAUCUAUUAAGAAGAAUAUAUGCACGUUUUUCUGGUGCUUCUGGAGAUUUGAUGAGUGAAAGCAUAUGCUUUUAUUCAUAUUGAAAACUGCUUUAUACUUUACCUUAAUUCCAGCUGAAAUUUGUGGACAUUAUCAAUGAGAGAGGGUCCUUCAAAUGUGGUAAUCGCAGCUAUAUUUUUUCUGUCCGUGGGAGAAUGGGAGGUGUCAGCAGAUACCCGUCCCUUCUACUAAUUAUAAUAGCAUUUUUGGGGGCGUACAUACUGUUAUUGAAAUUCAGUUGUUUGUUAAUUUCCUGUUGAACUUAAAUCUAUGACAGAACCAAGCAUGUAUAUUUUUCAGAAAUUAUAAUAAACUCGAUUUUCCAGCUUUAUUGCAACUUGUGGGCAUUUGGAUAUACAAUAGUCAUGUCUGAAACAGAUCUGACUGGUGAACUUGUAAGGGGUUGAUUGAUAUCUUUAUUUAUAUGUACGAUGGUCAUGGACUUGUUGACCGUAUACCUACACUACAAUGAUAGAAAUAAACAGGUCAAAUACAAAUAUCCAUGAUAAGGCGUCAUGUCUUGUAUUAUGAUUUAGUUUGGAUGAUCGAGGGAAUCGGCUUCCACGCAGUUGACUUCCUAUACCAUGAGACAAAAAGACCCACAAGGCAACUCCUAUUUAGUUCACAUCGACGAUCAAAGUUUUGCUGUAAAAAUAUUGUCUGACCCUGAGAUUGAUAAAACUGUGCAUCUUCAUGUAUCAAAGGAGAAGGCUAGCGAUGAUAUUCCUCCACCUAGCAAUCGCAAUGAUGUCGCUCCAUCUAACCAUCCAAAUGGGAGGGCUCUCUUACUGGAUGGUGGUGUGUCUACUGAAGGUGCAGAACAACUUACUGUGAGAAGGCCGCAAAGACAGUUGCGUAGGGCAAAAAGGCUGAAUGUGAUUGGGAUUGCCGACCCGCUUGAUGAUGAAGAUGUAGGCUUCAGUAAUUGUCAGCAAUAUAUUGCACCAAGUGAUAAAUCACAAGCAAUAGAAGAUGAAGGGGGUCGAUUUCACAAUCAAGUUAUAAUUAUAUCUUUGUAGUCAAGGGAAAGGCGCAAAAGUGAAUCUUUUGCAAGACUAGACAAGCAGGAGACAAAAAAA